CCACAAGCUAGCUCAACACUCGUGCCGAUGAAACCUCGUUCUACUUUCAUUUGAUCUCAGGAGAAGCAAAAUGUCCGGUGCAGCUAGAAAAAUACUGAUAGGUCAGGUAGUAGGAACUAAAAUGAUACGGACCGCAAAAGUUCGGGUUAAUAGGUUGCAUUUAGACCCAUUUGUUACCCAGUAUUUUCCCAAGCGAUCAACGGUGUUUGCUCAUGACCCUGAGGAAGCUGCCAAACUUGGGGACAUUGUUCUCGUGAAGGAGUUGCCCAUCAAGAAAUCCACCCACGUCAAGUACCAGAUGGAACGUAUCAUCUACAGCCUGGGAAAUGUGACCGAUCCCAUCACAGGCAAGAAAUGUGACUGCUACUCGUACUGGGACGACGAUAAGAGCACUGAGGAUGCGGUUUCCACUCCUGGUAGCACAGAUGGAGAUGGUAUGGAAGAAGAGAUCACAAGGACGAUUGGAGAGGAGAGAGAACUGAAAACUGAGGGCACACCUGUAUGAUCACCUUGGUGGAGUGUGAUAAACUGAAGUACAUGUACAGACAGAUGUGUAUUAGAGCCACCGGAAAUGCUUUAGCAAAUAGAAGCCUUGUGUGGAGAUGAGAGAGGAUGGUGGAUUUUGAAUUACAAUUGUUUGUGUUUGACAAGGAUUGAACAGAUUCCAGUACCUGGUGGUCUCAGAAGGAAACAAGGUCAUAUGUGAUAGUGAACCUGUGUUAUUGUUUUGGUGCAGGAGAGUGCUCAAUAAAAGAUCAUGAUUAGUUUCAUGAAAAACAAAAAUGGGCUAAGAUAUGAAAGUGUGUCAUCUGUGAUUCAUUGUUUCAGAGCGACCUAAGUAAAUAAGCUGAAGUUUAAGGAUAACAC
Molecule: messenger RNA, 867 nt
Organism: Strongylocentrotus purpuratus (purple sea urchin)
Lineage: Eukaryota; Metazoa; Echinodermata; Echinoidea; Camarodonta; Strongylocentrotidae
Gene: mrps17
Product: 28S ribosomal protein S17, mitochondrial
Exons: 2
Coding region: 71-505 (144 amino acids)
Biological process (GO): mitochondrial translation
Cellular component (GO): ribosome; mitochondrial small ribosomal subunit
Molecular function (GO): structural constituent of ribosome
Source: RefSeq, a predicted model, not a curated record